Polyodon spathula (Mississippi paddlefish) is the source of this 6783-nucleotide messenger RNA. RefSeq names its product lysine (K)-specific demethylase 1a (gene kdm1a). The coding region runs from base 1 to 2259 and encodes 752 amino acids. Gene Ontology annotation, biological process: regulation of DNA-templated transcription. The record is from RefSeq and is a predicted model, not a curated record. The transcript has 19 exons. Gene Ontology annotation, molecular function: flavin adenine dinucleotide binding; oxidoreductase activity; protein binding. Lineage: Eukaryota; Metazoa; Chordata; Actinopteri; Acipenseriformes; Polyodontidae. Gene Ontology annotation, cellular component: nucleus.
AUGAAGCGUUUAUUGUGCUUUUUGUUGCAGGUGGAGUAUAGAGAAAUGGACGAGAGCCUGGCUAACCUCUCUGAAGAUGAGUAUUAUUCGGAAGAAGAGAGGAAUGCCAAAGCUGAGAAGGAGAGAAAGCAGGUUCCGCCACCGCCCCCAGCUCCCCCAGUAGAGGAGGAGAAUGACAGCGAACCAGAGGAGCCGUCCGGUGUAGAGGGGGCAGCUUUUCAGAGUCGGCUGCCUCAUGACCGCAUGACGUCUCAGGAAGCAGCCUGCUUCCCUGACAUCAUCAGCGGCCCUCAGCAGACACACAAAGUGUUCUUGUACAUUCGAAACCGCACACUGCAGCUGUGGCUGGAUAACCCCAAAAUACAGCUAACCUUUGAAGCAACCGUCCAGCAGCUGGAAGCACCAUACAACAAUGAUGCUGUGCUUGUCCACAGGAUACAUAGCUACUUGGAGAGGCAUGGGUUAAUCAACUUUGGCAUUUACAAGCGAGUGAAACCCUUACCAACUAAGAAGACUGGAAAGGUGAUAAUAAUCGGCUCGGGAGUCUCUGGCCUGGCUGCUGCCCGUCAACUACAGAGCUUUGGGAUGGACGCCACAGUGCUGGAGGCCAGGGAUCGUGUGGGAGGAAGAGUGGCCACUUUCCGCAAGGGAAACUAUGUUGCUGAUUUGGGAGCCAUGGUAGUUACAGGGCUUGGUGGGAACCCUAUGGCUGUCAUCAGCAAGCAAGUGAACAUGGAGCUGGCUAAGAUCAAACAGAAGUGUCCCCUUUAUGAAGCAAACGGACAAGCUGGCGAAAGAUGCACCAGUGUCCCGAAAGAAAAAGAUGAGAUGGUGGAGCAGGAGUUCAACCGCCUGCUGGAGGCCACGUCGUACCUCAGCCACCAGCUGGACUUCAACUUCCUCAACAGCAAGCCAGUGUCCCUGGGACAGGCUCUGGAAGUGGUCAUCCAGUUGCAGGAGAAACAUGUGAAGGAUGAACAGAUUGAACACUGGAAAAAAAUUGUGAAAACACAAGAAGACCUGAAAGAACUUCUAAACAAGAUGGUGGCGACGAAGGAGAAGGUGAAGGAGCUGCAUCAGCAGUACAAGGAAGCCUCGGAGGUGAAGCCCCCCCGAGAUAUCACUGCUGAAUUUCUCGUGAAGAGCAAACACAGGGAUCUCACAGCACUCUGCAAGGAAUAUGAUGAAUUGUCUGAGGCGCAGGUGAAACUGGAAGAGAAACUACAGGAACUUGAAGCCAAUCCCCCCAGUGAUGUAUACCUCUCAUCAAGGGACAGACAGAUCUUGGACUGGCAUUUUGCUAAUCUGGAGUUUGCCAACGCCACACCUCUUUCAACCCUUUCUUUAAAGCACUGGGACCAGGAUGACGACUUUGAGUUCACAGGCAGCCACUUGACAGUUCGGAACGGAUACUCGUGUGUUCCUGUUGCUCUGGCAGAGGGACUGGAUAUCAAACUGAACACAGCUGUGCGGCAAGUCCGCUACACAUCAUCAGGUUGUGAAGUAAUUGCUGUGAACACCCGCUCCACCAGCCAGACCUUCAUUUAUAAAUGUGACGCUGUGCUGUGCACCCUCCCCCUGGGUGUCAUGAAGCAGCAGCCUCCUGCCGUGCAGUUUGUACCACCACUUCCUGAAUGGAAAACCUCAGCCAUCCAGAGAAUGGGCUUUGGAAACCUCAACAAAGUGGUGCUGUGUUUUGACCGUGUCUUUUGGGACCCCAGUGUUAACCUGUUUGGCCAUGUGGGGAGCACCACAGCCAGUCGGGGGGAGCUCUUCCUAUUCUGGAACCUGUACAAAGCUCCAAUCCUACUGGCCCUGAUGGCUGGGGAGGCAGCUGGCAUUAUGGAGAACAUCAGUGAUGAUGUGAUUGUGGGGCGCUGCCUGGCUAUCCUCAAGGGAAUUUUCGGUGGCAGUGCCGUACCGCAGCCUAAGGAGACAGUGGUGACACGCUGGCGGGCUGAUCCUUGGGCCAGAGGCUCCUACUCCUACGUAGCCGCUGGGUCAUCUGGGAAUGACUAUGACUUGAUGGCACAACCGAUAACACCAGGACCUGCCGUUCCUGGAGCUUCGCAGCCGGUUCCCCGUCUGUUCUUUGCCGGUGAGCAUACGAUUCGCAACUACCCAGCCACUGUCCACGGAGCCCUGCUCAGCGGUCUCAGAGAGGCAGGGCGGAUUGCAGACCAGUUCCUGGGAGCCAUGUACACCCUGCCACGCCAGGCAACGCCCGGAGUCAACCCCCAGCCCUCUCCCAGCAUGUAGACCACAGAGCGGAGAGCAAAUCAAUCUGCUCAAUACACAAGAACUGAGCUCGGCUGUGUUUGUCUGUGCCGUGCAGUUGUUGUGGUCUCCAUUUACACCUUGUUGUUGUUGUUGUUGAACUGGUGCAAGAAACUGGAGAUGCACAGUCAUCUCGACAAAAAAAAAAGCUAGUGGAGAACGUCUUGGAGAUCCAAAGUAAGCUCGACAAAAAAAGCUUAACAGGGAGGGUCUUGGUGCACAGCAGUCUGAACACAUUCAAUCGCGUUUUGUUUUUAUUAUUCAACCUUGGUCCUCGACCGAACCCAAAGUUGGUUGGUUGAGGGGUGGGGGUAUCACACAGAUUCUGAAGAUUACCGAGAUGGGUUAGGGUCCACUGUAGCAUUUCACACUAAUGUACAAAGUAAUAGGGAUGUGUCAGUCCUCUACCCAACCAGAUGGACAUUACAUAAAAAUCCAUUAGUGGUAUAGUCCUAUUGCUUUGUUAACGCCUACAACUGAUUCAUUGCAUUCCUUUUCCGUGGCUAGGUAUUUAUUAAACAGUCGUACUAAACACAAGCUCAUACUGUCUAUGAGAUUAGGAAACUUGACGAAGCCAGUAUUUGUUUGUCUGGAAACAGUAACGAAGACAAGCUGUAAUGGUCAUGUAGCCAUUUUAGCUUUUUUAUUUUUUUUAUUUUUUCUUGAUUUGGUGUACAACAUGAUUACAGUACUUUGUAAGAUUUGAUUUGACAUUCAGUGCAGCAAUAUCAAACUGGGUUGAAAAUGGAUGUAUUUGCCUAUUUUUUUUCCUUUGUUAGGUUAGGAAGUUAGGUUUUGCUCAGCGUCUAAUUAUCGGUUAAGUUCCUAGGCUAGCCAGUGCCGGAUGCACUCAUAGCAUUAUCAGUACUGAAAUGUUUCCACUUUGUAGAGCUGCUGUAACCCCAUAGUCAAUUUUUAGUUCAACAAAGUCACCUUUGACCAUUUUGCUUCGUAAUGGUGUGGGAGGUUUUGGGGCAAUUAAAAAAAUAAAUAAAUACAUUUCAUGGUAUAUUUUUGUAGGGUUUCUUUCUGGUAGUAUCUAUUUUAGUUAGCACAUGGUUUUCAGUUAUUUUUUUGUUACUGCAUUCUUUUUUAUAUUUUGAUGAACGCUCUUGAAUAUAAAACAAUAAACAAAUUACAUCUUGUCUUAAUUGCGUAAUGGAAAGAUAGAAAAGGUGUCCUAUUUAUGGCUUCAAAUGCACUUUUAUUAUCUCUCAUUUGUUUGCAUACAGUUCUAAUGUCGUUUUUGUUUUCCAGAAUUGACACAGCUUCCUAUCCUAGUUCAUGUCUUGUGUUAUUGCUAAUGGGACUGCUCAUGCACAGGUGGGUUCCUAUUACCUGUAACAAAGUGAACUUGUAUGGCUGGUUCCGCAAAUCCCAUUAGCACUAGUCUUGCUUACCUAAUGUUACUUCAGGUAAGGUAGUCCAAGGUUAGUGCUAAUCAGGUCCUGUCAAACCAGCAGGAUAAAUGGGGUAGACUUGAGUCGGACUGAAAUUUCUACCAAUUUAACACCGUUUUAGGUCUUAAAUACUAAAUCUUGCAUAACAUUACCACAUGAUGUGCCUAUUUUAUUUACUGAAAUUCGCUUAUAAAGUUGUAUUACAAGUUAUUUAGUUACCUCCAGUGUACCUAAAUGGAAUGUGUUUUCAUUUUGAGCUACUGUUCCAUUUCCAAGUUACUUUCUGGCAAUGCUUCAUUUCUAGGAAUAAAUUUCAUCUAGAGAGUUAUCAGAACGUUUGUAGUUCUGCCAAAAGUCACCAUUGACAAGGUGGAAAUACUGUCUGAAGGCCAGGCUCAGUAAAUCAUUAGGAGUGGCCAAUAGACGAUAAAAUAAGAAGAAACUUGUGCCAUUUAGAGAAGAAUUUUGAAAAGGAGUGUCCUUGUAGCAGUUGUCUUAAUGUAUAACUUUUUAGCAUUUUAUGAUGUUGUCUUGUUGUUUAGUUUUUAAAUAUGUGGAUAAAUGUAUUUUUUAGCAAAGUCAGAAUCUGGAUAAGAGCAGAGAAAUUAUUAAAUAAACCUUGGGUAUUCCAUUUAAUUAGAAUGGAGCUUUAAAAUCACACACUGUGGUGGACUGGGCAUAAUUCUCCUGUAGUGACUGCUCCUGAAGCGUUAGUCCACUUCACUAAACACUUGUCUGGUUAGCACUAUUUCAAAGUACAGUUGAUUAUUUUAGGGGAUGUGAUGCUACUGAAAGUCAACACCAUGCUGGCGUUAAGAUCAAAAGGGAAUAAAGCAAGAGCAAGCAUUUAAAGCUGCAGUGCCCCUCAGUAAUGUACAGUGUUAGUCUGAAAUGAUAGUUGGGUGAAUGUGUGCUGCAUUUAAUAUCCUGAGGUACCCUCAGAAUCCGGACCUUGUUGGAUAUAUCCAGUUUGUUUAAAGGUAAUUCCAGUAAAGGUAACUCCAAUGACAGAUGGGAAAGGUGUGUACAAGUGGUAAUCAAAAAUGCAAUAUGUACUAUGAAAGUUGUUACACCUUUAAUGGCCAUAUGGUGCAUUUGCAGAAAUGAACUGGUCUAUUGCCACAUUUUAUAAUUUUUCCCAUGUGUAUCAAUUAAUGUAAGCCCACUUCUGCAACUUUGCUAAUUUUAAGGUUAUUUUUCCUACUUUGCAUCCAUGCAAAUGUGAGGAGCAUUUUAAAUAUCAUCACCUUUUAACAGCUACCACAUCUCGUAUGAAGCUAAAAUAAUCAUAAAAUGAGCAAAACUUCACAAGGGGGCGUACAUGCUUUCCCAUACAUAUGGAAAGAAAUAGGAGUUGCUUUCUGCAAAUAUACCCUGCAGCAGUUCCAUUAAAGGUGAAGCAACUAACAUUAUAAAUAUUUCAUUUUUUUGGCUGUCCCUUGUAGGCAGAAUUCCCUCCCUUUUUUUAGGCUUCUUGUUGCUUAAAAUAGCAGAGUGGUGUUUUGUAUACUGAACAUUUUACAGGAAACACAUAUAGAGCUGAUAUUUUCAACAUGGACUUUAAAACAGAAAAGUAUGACUGGAUCAUAAAACCAGCGUUAAAAUGAUAUGGAGCAGGAGGCUGUUGACGGGGCUUAUAUAAACCCUGAUCAGGGCAGGGAUCAAAGUGAUACACAGCGUAAUGAUGCAGUGCUUUGUUAACGGUACUUCUAUUUUAAUACCAAAGAGCCAGGUGUCUGGAUGCUUUGUUUUGGAGGCAUUAGUUUAUAGCAGAUGAUAGCGCUUUAGAAAACUGAACAGACAGCUUAGUUUAGGAUCUCUUGAACUGAGCACGCCUGGAGAAGGCAUAAUGACAGAGUGUAUUCAGUGAGGGGAUUAAAGUGUAGCCAAUGGUUAUACUGCAUUUGUAUUAUAGUGCUAACUUGAUGUUUAAAUGGAAUUAUAUAGAGAAAGCUUUGAAGCUGGAUUUGUAUUUUAUCCAAUAUGCAUUGGUUAAGACUAUUGAAUGAGGUCAUAAAUAAUGUGUUUACUAUCUUUGCAAUGGUGCCAACAUGAUACUAUUUAUGGUAAAGGAGAAACAACAAUAGAGAAUAACAGGGAACACCUUUAAAAAGGCAAGAAAUGAAAAAAAUAAUUAUUUUUUCUUUUUUUUUUCUUUUUUCAUUUCUUUUUGACUCUGGCAUUGCCAGCAAUAUGCGAUACAGGGUGCAUUUGGGAGGACUUUAGCAGUUCAUAUUUUAGUUUAGAAUUGAGCAGGAUUGUGGGGCAUUGGAGCUUUAAUUCAUUUGAUUUUAAUCAUUAAAUUACAGCCCUGUGUUUUACUGCUUAGUUUAUCACAGUUAUGAUAUAUGGACUAUAAUAAAUGCUGGCAGUUGGCAAGUGGAGCUGUAAUUUAUUGCAUGUCCAGUAGGUGGUUUCUAAGUAGCUUAAAAAAAUAUAAGGACUUUGCUACCUGAAAUGAAGUAUAAGGAAGUUGCUGUCUGACUUAAUCAUUUUCUUUUUUUUUUUAUCUGUUUAAGACACAAAACCAUGUGUCCACUUUUCUGAAUAGAUUCUAAUUAGGGUUAAACAUAGCAAAUAACACCACACUUCAAGGUAAAGCUUUACAGCAAUACCCUUUAAAUAGUUCUAGAAUAGUUUUUUAGAAUUGUUACAAUGUGAUAAUGUUCCGGAGGUGGGCAUGGUCCACACAGAGGCAGGCUGGAGCUGCCAGGAGUGCUCCUUCAACUGAUCUCUCACCUGCAAGGAACAUUCCUUACCAUAUUAGGAGAACUGCACUUGCAAGGGAAAUACUAAAGGUACAGUCCUUAAAGAGGUACUUUAUAUUAAAGGCUGAAUUUCUUACCUGUUUAAUAUUAUCCUGUUAUGUGCUUUCGGUGUUUUUGUUUGUGAGUUUAAAUUACAACACCUGAAGUCACUUUUUGUUUUUGUGGCUUUUUAGCUUUACAUACAGCAUUCUUGUGUAGCUUUAGGAGUUGUAGCAACAUGACGUAUAAUACCUGUUCUGUUUUUAAAAUUCUUAGCAUCCUUUGUGUUGCACACCUAACAUACAACUCAGGAGACAGUCCCUUAAAACAGUAAGAGGCCCCUCUGUAACCACUACUUA